ACCACUGCCAGCUGUGCCCAUCAAAACCACAACACGUGAAAAAUUUUGUAAAUUUUGUAAAUAAAUAAAUAUUUGAGAGCUAUUUCGAUGGAUCUGUCUUCUAGUGAGUCCGCGCCAGACUCGGAGCCCGAGGAAGUCAGUGAAGAUGAAAGCCAGUCUGCCAUUCGGGAAGAUCUUAAGGGAAUGUCCUUCGAGGAGAUUAUGCAGCUGAAGGAGCAGCUGGGCGCCAAGGUCUACAAGGAGGCAGUGCUAGGGAGUAAAAGCGCCCCGGCAAAGAAACAAAAAACCAAAACGGACCUCAAGCGUCUCAACAAAAAUCGCCCGCGGGAAAUGAGCUCCAGGAAACAGGUGCCCUUCCUGGGCGCUGAGCACCGCGUGGAGCGCAAAAAAGAGGUUGAACUGCGGGAUCCACGAUUCGAUGAAAAGUCGGGGGACUACAACAUUGAAACCUUCAAGAAAAACUACAAGUUUGUGACGAAUAUACGUGACAAGGAAGUUGGCCAAUUGAAGAAGCAACUGGACGAAGUGGCGGAUACCGAGGAGAAGCAGAAAAUCAAGCACACCAUGCAGAGGCUCAUCAACAAGAAUGUGGAGGACAAGCGGUGGCACAUCAAGCAGCAAACCCUGAAAAAGGAGCGUGACAACAUCCAAAAGUCACACAACGAAGGACAGCAGCCUCACUAUCUCACCAAGAAGGAACGUCGUGCCAAGGAGCUGGUGGCCCAGUUCGAACUGCUGAAGAGCACAGGAAAGCUGAACAAGCAUUUGGAGAAGAGGCGCAAGAAGAAUGCUGCCAAGGACAGAAAGCGGAUUGGUCUAGAUUAGAGUUUCUUUAGGUAUAAAUGUAUAUUAACGAUUAAACAGUUUUCAUAUUGAA
Messenger RNA from Drosophila subobscura, 877 nucleotides. RefSeq names its product ribosomal RNA processing protein 36 homolog. The record is from RefSeq and is a predicted model, not a curated record. Gene Ontology annotation, biological process: maturation of SSU-rRNA from tricistronic rRNA transcript (SSU-rRNA, 5.8S rRNA, LSU-rRNA). Gene Ontology annotation, cellular component: 90S preribosome; nucleolus. The coding region runs from base 88 to 825 and encodes 245 amino acids. NCBI's taxonomy places the organism in Eukaryota, Metazoa, Arthropoda, Insecta, Diptera, Drosophilidae. The transcript has 3 exons.